UCGAAGCCGCCUCAUGCCGCGUCGCGCGCGCUGCUUGUUACGGCGUUUUUUAGGGGGGUGGCGCGGGACGCUCGCGACCCGAGUCUUUAGCUUAGCAUGUUAGCCCGCUAGUCCUCAAAACAAGCGCAAGCCUAUUAACCAGGAAGUGUCAACUUUUGUUUCUUACCGUAAUUUACACAGGGAUUUCUGAAUGAAUUAUCAGUCUCGAUGAUGAUAUUCUUAAGAGACCAGCGUGGGAAAACGCUCAUAUUAUUGUGCGUUAGCCCUGCGAGCUAAUUCUGUCAACAAAUGAAGUUGCUUGUUUUCUUAGCCGUUAGCCUGACCGCUAACUCACGACAUAGGCGCUUGGUUCUGCCCGUCUUAAACCUGCUCUAAAUUAUGAUGUUGCAUCCCUCCACUCCUCUGUUCUCAUCUCCUGUCCAUCCAUGGUAAGAGGCCAGCAGGACACGCCCCGUCUCCACGGCAACAGCAUGGAGGGACAGGCACCACCCCCCCAGCCCACCCAGCCUCGCAAAAAGAGACCCGAGGAUUUCCGAUUUGGCAAAAUAUUGGGAGAAGGCUCCUUCUCUACUGUUGUCUUAGCAAAGGAGCACUCGACGGGGAAAGAGUAUGCAAUUAAGAUCCUGGAAAAACGCCACAUAAUGAAGGAGAACAAAGCACAAUAUGUCAAGAGAGAAAGAGACAUCAUGUCACACCUGGAUCAUCCGUUCUUUGUCAAGCUCUACUUCACCUUUCAAGACGAGGAGAAGCUGUAUUUUGGAUUGAGCUACGCUAAAAAUGGCGAACUGCUGAAAUACAUUCGAAAAAUAGGCUCGUUUGACGAGACCUGCACACGUUUCUACUCUGCUGAGAUAGUUUGUGCUCUUGAAUACUUGCAUAAGAAGGGCAUCAUCCACAGAGAUCUGAAGCCGGAGAAUAUUCUGCUCAGUGAGGAGAUGCACAUUCAAAUAACAGACUUUGGCACGGCCAAACAGCUGUCCUCUGACAGCAAACAGGCAAGAGCAAACUCAUUUGUUGGUACGGCUCAGUACGUCUCUCCUGAAUUACUGACUGAGAAAUCUGCCUGCAAGAGUUCGGAUCUCUGGGCAUUAGGCUGCAUCAUCUACCAGCUUGUUGCUGGUUUGCCACCAUUCAGAGCUGGGAAUGAGUAUCUAAUAUUCCAGAAGAUUAUAAAACUCGAGUACGAGUUUCCUGAGAAAUUUUUCCCCAAAGCUAAAGACCUUGUGGAGCAGCUUCUGUCACUGGAUCCGUGCAAGCGGAUUGGCUGUGAGGAGAUGGGCGGCUACGGGCCGCUGAAGUCCCACCCUUUCUUUGAGACAGUUGGCUGGGAUGAUAUACAUCUGCAGACUCCACCCAAACUAACGGCAUAUCUGCCUGCCAUGUCUGAGGAUGAUGAGGACUGCUAUGGAAAUUAUGAUGAUCUCCUCAGCCAGUUCAGUUGUAUGCAGGUGGCACAGCCUGGCCACGCCCCUUUAGUUCCCUUCACAGGAGAGACAAGUCAGCCUACAUAUAACCCCUCCCCUAGUGUGGAUCAGUUUAUACAUAUUCAUGAGCUGGACAGUAAUUGCAUGGAGCUCGACCUACAGUACAGCGAAGAGGAGAAACGCAUCCUACUGGACAAGCAGGGUGCUGCAAACCCAUGGCACCAGUUUGUGGAGAAUAACCUCAUCUUAAAAAUGGGCCCAGUGGACAAACGCAAAGGUCUGUUUGCACGGCGGAGGCAGUUGCUACUGACUGAAGGUCCUCACUUGUACUAUGUGGAUCCGGUCAAUAAAGUUCUGAAAGGGGAGAUUCCUUGGUCACCUGAACUACGGCCUGAAGCGAAGAACUUUAAAACCUUCUUUGUUCACACGCCAAACCGGACGUACUAUCUAAUGGAUCCAAGUGGCAACGCUGACAAAUGGUGUAAGAAAAUCCAGGAAGUCUGGAGGAAGAUCUACCACAAACACCAGAGCCCCAGCCUAUAGGACUACAGCGCCUCCCCCCUCCUUUGGCCACACCCCCCACAGCCCUCCAGCCAAUCACAGGACAGGGACACGCCCCUGUAGAGACAUCUCUCUCCAGCUAUAUUUUGUCUUUCUGUCUCUUCAUAUAUCAGUCCUGUCACUCCAGGCACUUUCUCUGUUCGGAUUCAGUUGUUUCGCGCGCUGAGGGUGGAGUCUUUACAACCAAAAGCAGCAAGGCCGUAGUCAGCAUGUCGUGUCGUGCAAGCAAGCCAUAGAAAAUCACACGUUUAGACGAUCACGCAAGUCUUUCCAUCGAUUUCAACCGAUGCAGGUAACGAACACUCAGAACCAUGCAAUCUCCACCUGUCUGUUGCGGAACAAGUACACACGUUGUACUUUUUUCUCGCUCGACGCUCACACACACUCAGCUCCUUCCCUUCAGAUAUCUAAAUGGGAGCGUGUUGCUUAAGUCUGCAUUUAGAGUUAAGGCGGGUCCUUUUACCCUUAUUGGCUACAGUAGCUGGUCUUGCUGAUUCCCAUUGGAGGAUGUGGUGUCGAACGCCUCAGCAUAUUCACGUUACCUUCAAAUCGCAGGAGACGGCACCACACCGCCACAAAAGCCACAUGGGUAAUGUGGUUUGAGAGGAUAAUUUGUCGCCCCUUUGGCCCCCAUGCUAAAAGCACGACUGAGUUUAGUUGUUUUCCUUUAAAGUGCGUGCAUUGUAACGGUAUGCAUUGCUGAUUGGAGGCUUGUGACGGAGGGGCAAUCUGAUCGUGUGCGUGCAUGCGCGAUUGUCUCCUCUCAUUUGGCCGUUUUUAACAGGAAGUCCGUGGAGUGAGUGAGACGACAGACUGAGUGUGUGCGUGCAUGCGUCUUCCUGAUCGGUAACAGAUGACUGUGAUGUACAGUUGAUGUAAUAUUGCAAAUGGGAGGUGAGUAAAGAGGUGACUCUAGGAUCCAGGUUUUGUAUUUUUAUUCUUGUAUAAGGUUAUUGGGCCGCUCCGUUCUGGCCUGGCUUCUCUGUGUUAUUUAAAUUCUAAUAUAUGAAAGCAUAUUUGGAUUGAAGUCAUGUUCCAGGGCCUUGCUGUGUAUGUAUUGAAAAUGUAAAGCCUUUGAAUGUGAAGAAUUAUUGUAAACUAUGAUAUUUUACUGCUUUUGUUUUCUUACUAUAUCAUAUACAUUUUCUAUUUGCGCAGUGAUUGGCUCAUUUCUGAUAAUUUAAUGCCUGUAUGCGCACGGCCCCGCUUGUCUGUGUGUGUGUGUGAUACUGUGUGUGUGUGAGUGUGUGUGGGUGGGUGGGGCCCUUGUAGGCAAUGUGUGUAUUCUUCUUGUCGGCCUUUUGCGCUCGGCAAAACCUAGAACUGAAAUAAAGCAUGUAGGGUUUUAGGCCAACAA
This is a messenger RNA of Cyprinus carpio (common carp), 3342 nucleotides long. Its product is annotated as 3-phosphoinositide-dependent protein kinase 1-like. The transcript has 14 exons. The record is from RefSeq and is a predicted model, not a curated record. NCBI's taxonomy places the organism in Eukaryota, Metazoa, Chordata, Actinopteri, Cypriniformes, Cyprinidae. Gene Ontology annotation, biological process: peptidyl-serine phosphorylation; intracellular signal transduction. Bases 426 to 1967 code for a protein of 513 amino acids. Gene Ontology annotation, molecular function: ATP binding; protein serine/threonine kinase activity.